Pipra filicauda (Wire-tailed manakin) is the source of this 4507-nucleotide messenger RNA. Its product is annotated as class I histocompatibility antigen, F10 alpha chain-like. Gene Ontology annotation, cellular component: external side of plasma membrane. Lineage: Eukaryota; Metazoa; Chordata; Aves; Passeriformes; Pipridae. The transcript is spliced from 7 exons. The record is from RefSeq and is a predicted model, not a curated record. The coding region runs from base 554 to 1591 and encodes 345 amino acids. Gene Ontology annotation, biological process: immune response.
ACUGAGCACGUAUACCAUAUCCUGUUAUUCUAAAAAUAUUGUCUAAGUUACUCAUUAGAAAAGAAGAAAAGAACAAGGAUCAGAGGGUCAAGGAUGGACAUGAUAAAGAAGAGCCAAGGAGAAUAUCUGGACCAUCUGGACACCUUCCCAUAGUCAGCUCCAAGGACAUUGGGCUAAUUAAAGCUAUUGAAUGGAAAGUACUGAUGGAAAGUCCCUGGCAACCAAAAUGGGCCUACAACAGAACCAACCAGAACGAAGCCCGUGAACCCAAGCCCAAUCAAGAGCUAACAAGUGACUAUGGGAGGGGGAGUUGGAAAAGUAUAAAAGUUGCUGUUUGUUUUUAUUGGGCUUGUGGGCCGGUGGGGAGCAGGGGUCUCUCCAGGCCACCCAGCAUGCUGAUUUGCUUAUCUGCACUUUAUAUAAAUCUCACAAUAAAUUUUGCUGCUAAAUUUUGAUUUGGUUUAUUUACCUAUAACAGGAGGAAUGAGGAAGAACUGGAGAGGAUCUAGAGGAGAUCUGACAGGAUGGAACUUUUCUCUGUAUUGGAAAUAGAAUGAAAUCUCCACAAAGAGCAGCAUGGAAGGCUGGGACUGAAGUUCUCCACUCCCUGCGUUACCUGCGAGUGGUGGUGUCGGAGCCCGGCCCGGGGCUCCCCCGAUACGUGGGGGUGGGAUAUGUGGACGGGAUCCCCUUCGCGAGCUACAGCAGCGAGCGGGGCCGGGUGGAGCCACGGACUCUGUGGAUGGCGGCUGGAGCUGAGCCGGGAUAUUGGGAUACGGAGACCUGGAUCAGCAAGAUGUACCAGCACGAGGAACCCAUCCACCUGAAGAUGCUGCAGAUCCGGUACAACCAGAGUAGGGGUCUCCACACACUGCAGCGGGAAAUCAGCUGUGAGCUCCUGUCUGACGGGAGCAUCCGCGGAUCCUUUCGGCAAGGCUACGAUGGGCAGGAUUUCAUCUCCUUCGAACUGGGAUCCGGGAGCUUCGUGGCAGCUGAUGGUGCUGCCCAGAUCACCAAGAGGCGCUGGGAAUCUGACGGGAUCACGGUGGAGGAGUUGACAAAUUACCUGGAGCACACCUGCCCGGAAGUGCUCCAGAAACACGUCUGGUAUGGGCAGGAGGCGCUGGAGCGAAAAGAGCCCCUCGACAUCCAUGUGUCUGGGAAAGAGGAACACGGGAUCCUGACGUUGUCCUGCCACGCGUACGGAUUCUACCCCAGGAUCAUCGGGAUCAACUGGCUGAAGGGGGAUGAAAUCUGGGAUCAGGAGACGGAGUGGGGCGGGAUCGUUCCCAACAGCGACGGCACCUUCCACAGCUGGGCCAGGAUCGAGGCGCUGCUGGGGGAGCGGGAGCAGUACCGGUGCCGGGUGGAGCACGCCGGAAUGCCGGAGCCCGGGAUCUUCGCCUGGGAGCCGGAAUUUGGAUGGAAUUUCAUCCUGGUGCUGGUCGCUGUGUCCAUCAUCACUGCCAUCAUCAUCAUCGUCCUCAUCCUCAUGAGAUUUGGCAUCUGGAAGCUCCGAUCCAGGGAUCCUGUGCCACGGGUCCCGAUCCCACUUCAUUUCCAUAGGGAAGAGGGAGAGAAAGGAAUAUAACAUGGCAACUGGAAUAGACAUGUGAACCAACAGCUUGACCGCAGGAAUCACCACCUGAGUGAUCCAUGGAGCCAGAGCAAGGGAAAUCUGAGAGUUACCGGCUGAGCUCAUCCCACUGCUCCCACCCACCCCAGCCCUGCCAUGUCUCUUCUGAAUGGAUCAUCUUCCCACUUUCCCAUGUUUGAAAGCCAGGAAUCACAGCUAUUUCAAUGCUUUCAUUUUGGUGUGAAAAUAUCCUUCCCCCAUGUCCAGCAGAGCAAAUUCCAGCAACUCCAGGAUGGACUCACCACUGGCCAAGGCUGAGCCCAUCAGAGAUGGCAGUGACGCCUUGGGGAGAACGUAUUGAAGGAAGAAAAAGUCCUUGUGCAGAUGGAAUUGGGUGCAGAGAAGAACAGAGUGGGAACAGGGGAGAGGAACAGCUCUGCAGACCCCCAGGGCAGUGCAGAAGGAGGGGUAGGAGGUGCUCCAGGCACAGGGGCUGAGAUUCCCCUGCAGCCCAAGGAGGAGCCCACACCAGAGCAGGAAGAUGCCCAAAAAGAAGGAUGUGAGCCCGUGGGAAGCCCGUGCUGGAGCAGAGUCCCUGCAGCUGCUGUGGCCCCAGAGAGCUCCAAGGGUCUCACUCAGCACUGCUGGUUAUGGGGCCACACAGAGGGGGCUUGAGGCACAGGAAUUGUCCAUCCUGGCCCCAAUUCAGGUCUGUGAUUUUCUCUGAAAGUUGGAGAACAAAAAUAGGAUUCCACUUGGAUUGUUCUUCAGGCAAGAAAAAUAAUAAAUUUCCCAGGCUGCUCAUUAAAGCAGCAGGAGCUGGUUAGACAGCACCAGUUCCUGGCAGCAGAGAGUGUUUCUGAGCAGCUCAAGAGCAGCUCAGUCCAGGGCUGUUCAUCAAGGCUGAGGCCUAACGAGCAUUUCUCAGAUCACAGGGAGGCCUGGGGGGGGUGUGUGGGGAUGCACCACCACACCUGGAAAGGUGUUGUCCCAAGGACUUGCACAGCUGGGAGGUGUUUUCAGUCCCAAAUUCCACCCCCUCCCCCCCCACCCCACAAGGUGCUGGACGGCCCUUCAGACCCACCUGAGACCACCCCCUGUCUCUCCAAAAACCUGCAGGAGGGAAAGCAGCUGAGUCUAAAACAGCAAGUGUUCUGUGGAGCUUUAAUGUCUCGCAGCUGCUUGCAAGCUUGGUUUGCUUUGUUUGCUAAAAUGCAUAAAUAGUAUAAAAAGCUUUGCGAGUUGGUGCUUGACUUGUGAAACAGCACCGGGCACCCAACUCUGGAGUAAUAACGCUUCAAUGUCUCUCUCGAGUGUGUCAUUAUUGUGAUAGCAAAUAAAGACCAAAGGAGAGAUAAUUUGCUUAUCAAAUUAUAUUUGCAACACUGUAAUUACAAACUGCGAUAAACAAAGUCUCAAGUUUCUAUAAGUUUCAAGUAAUAGUUUCAUUUAGUGUUUGUCUUGACUACCUCAUGCAUAUUGAUUGUAUCAUAUACAUGUAUAUUCUGCGGGUUUUUGCUAAGUGUUUAAUGUGUAGGUUUUCUUACAGCUAAAGCUGAGAGUUAUCUCUACAACCAGUCAUAGUUCAUGUAUUCUUAGACAAACGGGCGCCUAAAGAUUUAAAGUUCUACUAUAUUUACAGCUAAAGCUAAAAGAGUUAUCUCUACAGCCAGUCAUAAUUCAUGUAUUCUUGGACGAGUAGGCGCCUAAAGAUUUAAAGUUCUACUAUAUUUCAUUCUUAGGAUAGUAAGGAAGUUUUAGGCCUUUUGACCUUGUGAGGGUCUGUUUUAUUUCCUUGCGGGGGUGUAGUUGAGUUUUGUAAUCCAUUUGUUUUGUUUUAAUGUAGUCACUCAUUUGUUUCACAAAUCACAAUUAUUUAUAUAUCACACAAACCAUAAUGUUAUGUUACAAUAAUUAGUGAUAUUUUGUUAUGUUAUGUAAUGAGAAAAAGAACCGAAAAAGAGAACAGAACUAUUUCCCAGCGGCAAGAUGGCACAUGUGCAGAAAAAGCUGACUACGUCAAAAGGAUGAAGUGAACAGAGCCGAGCUUGUCUCCUAGCAACAAGAUAACGCAUGUGUAAAGCCUCUCGGCAACAGAACAGAGCCUGCACAGACAGACCUGAUGACGUAAAGCAGAGGAAUCAGAACAAGGAGGGGAUUUUAAAAAAGACAAGCAGCUACAAACCUAUAAAAGGCAGAUUGAAAAUUAUUGAAGCGUGCCUUGGAUGAGCAAGAAAGGCUCAUCAAGUCACCCAGCGCUGUUUUGCUUAUUUGAUUUUUAUAUAAAUCUAUAAUAAAACUUUUUACUACGAUAUUUAAGCCUAGUGCUGAUUUUACUUAUAACAAUUAUCGGCUUGUCACAGCCCGGGGAACGAAUGCGAUGUUUGCGGCCAAGGCCGAGGCACAAACUCGUUCCGAGCCCGCCGGGGCUCAGCGGGAAGGAGGAGCCCGCGGGCAGCCGCUGAAAUGGAGACAAGACAAAAUAAAAAUUUAGCCAUGUUAGCACGAAGUGUGACUUUGCAGAAUUGUAACUGCUUGCAAACAGGUCUCUGCCCAAAUUGUGGGCAGAUAAAAUGAAGGGGAAGUAAACAAAUAAGGGACUGACAGGGAAAGUGGGAAAACAAAGGCUUUUAGCACAUAGCAUUGUGAGUGAGACAGGAGAGGGGUGGGGGGAAAACAGCGCUUGAAAUGAUAAAGUUUCAUGUUCCUACUCUGUAAUAAUUAAAAAUAGGGAUAGGUAACUGAAUGUAUAUUUAGAUAAGGCAGACUUCGUACCAGUUAUCAAAGAGUGUAUAUGAUAGAUAAUUUUUGAAACUUACUCCUUCCAAAUGUAUAUAAAACUGUUGUGUUUCUUUUCUCAGUGGAAUGCACUGGAGGGGGGGGCGAAACCCCUUUGCAUUGCCCCGGCCGGAAAUAAAAAGUGUGCUUUUA